AUCCUGAGGUUUGGUGCCGUCCUGUACGCUGACAAAACGACCACGCCCCCUUUGAAAACAGACGCUCGUGUUGGCGCCAGAUUAAAGAGAAGAGAUCCCAUGUAUCUGUGAGACCCGACCGGUCGAUACGCGUCAACACCUCGUCACAGCGCUGUGGAGCAGAAGAGGACCCUGAAGGCCUCUCCGGUUGUGUUUGGUGCGCGGUCACGUGAUGCGCGCGGUCUCCUCAGGACCGGUUGAAACCGACGGGAGGCUGCUGGAGGUCUGACAGUCCGUCACCGAGCUGCAGGGACACACAACCUUCCGCCAGCACACAGUGAGCGUCCCACACACACACUCAGCCCCGGCAUGUCCGCUCUCUGUGUGCUGAGGACUCGCUGCUUCCUCCGGCAGGUCCUCCCCGGCCUGCCCGCCGCCAUGCACAGACACUACAGCCUGGAUGUCACCGCUCCGCUGCUGCGGACGCAGGGCUACGUGGACGGCCGCUGGGUCUCCGCAGCCUCGGUGUUCCCGGUGCUGGACCCGGCCACUGGGAAGGAGAUAACCCGGGUGGCAGACUGUGGCCCGGCUGAGGCCAAGCAGGCUGUGGACGCUGCGUACAAGGCGUUUCAUUCCUGGAAGCAGUGCACUGCUAAGGAGAGGAGCAUCCUGUUGAGGAAGUGGUUCGACCUGCUGACGCUGCACAAAGAAGACUUGGCCAAACUGAUCACGUUCGAGAGCGGGAAGCCGUUGCGGGAGGCUGUCGGGGAGAUCACGUACGCCGCCUCCUUCCUGGAGUGGUUCUCUGAGGAGGCCCGGCGAGUGUACGGCGAUAUCGUCCCGUCGCCCAUCAAAGACCGAAAGAUCCUCCUGCUCAAGCAGCCUGUGGGCGUGGCCUCCAUCAUCACACCGUGGAACUUCCCGAGCGCCAUGAUCACCAGGAAGGUCGGAGCCGCUCUGGCCGCCGGCUGCACCGUGGUGGUCAAACCUGCCGAGGACACGCCGCUGUCAGCGCUGGCUCUGGCUGAGCUGGCAGAGCAGGCCGGGAUCCCUGCCGGGGUGUUCAACGUGGUUCCUUGUUCCAGAGAGAAGACUCCUUCUGUCGGGGAGGUUCUCUGCACCGACCCGCUGGUGGCCAAGAUCUCCUUCACCGGCUCCACCGCCACCGGCAAGGUGCUGCUGAAAAUGGCUGCCGACACAGUGAAGAAGGCGUCGAUGGAGCUGGGAGGCCACGCCCCCUUCAUCGUGUUUGACAGCGCUGACGUGGACAAGGCGGUGGCCGGAGCCAUGGGCUCCAAGUUCAGGAACUCCGGACAGACGUGCGUGUGCUCCAACCGCUUUCUGGUGCAGAGCGGCAUCCACGACCGCUUCAUGGAGAAGCUGGGCCAAGCGAUGGACGCCGAGCUCCGUGUGGGUCACGGCUUGGAGCCUGAAACGACCCAGGGGCCACUCAUCAACACCAGAGCUGCAGAGAAGGUGGCCCACCAGGUAUCGGACGCAGUGUCCAAAGGAGCGAAGGUGCUGAAGGGCGGGAAGCGUCUGGACGGGUCGUUCAUGGAGCCCACGCUGCUCGCCAACGUCUCCACAGAGAUGCUCUGCAUGAAGGAGGAGACGUUCGGCCCGCUGCUGCCCGUCAUCAGGUUCGACACGGAGGAGGAGGCGCUGGCGAUCGCUAACGCCUCUAAUGUCGGGCUGGCAGGUUACUGCUACUCUCAGGAUGUGAGUCAGAUCUGGCGGGUGGCGGAGGCGUUGGAGGUCGGGAUCGUCGGCAUCAACGAGGGUCUGCUGUCCACCCCAGAGGCGUCGUUCGGCGGCGUCAAACAGUCCGGUCUGGGCUGCGAAGGCUCUAAACACGGCAUCAAAGAGUAUCUGGAGGUCAAGUACAUGUGCUUCGGAGGGCUGAAGCCCUGAAACACGGCGGUACGACGCCCGCACACAUGCAGUCUUCAGUGAAGUGGUCAUAACUGAACACAUCUGAGGUUCUUAUUGAUUUAAUUUAACUGUAACAUCACUGAAAUACAUUGUAGUCGAGUUGACCAAUAAACUGAAAGUAGUCGAGUAAAAAUCUAAAAUAUGAUUUAUUGACCUGUCAGACGUUCGUCACUGAACUGAAACAGUCCAGUUUUUUUCUCCUCUGUUGCCUUUUUUCAGACAAAAACUGUGGAUGUGUAGAAAAAGUCUUUCAGCAAUAAAUAAUAAAUCUUGUUCAUGUUUGACGACGUCAGUUCUGAAAACUUUUAGGUUUAAUCUUUGUGUUUGAUGCUGAAACGUGAGACUCAGAUCACUGAGACGCUGGAGAAAAUAUUUAACUGCACGAUCGAGUGUGUAUUAGGUUCUGAGGGAAACACUCGCUUCUGAUUGGCCAGUUACAGCAUCACCACCAAUCAUUUAAUUCAUCUGACUGAUAUGUUUAAAAAUCUGCUCUGAACUCAGAAUCACAACAGCACAGAUGGGACCUGAACGCAGCGUCAUAUUGAUCUCAUGCUCCAGCAGCACAUAGUUUGGUCUCAGAGUCAGAUGAGAUUUACUGUGAUAAAAAAAAAUUAAAAAGCACAACGAUAAUCUGUUUUUGUAAAAUCCUGUUCGUGUUAAACUUCCUGUAGAACGUCGGUCAACGUGAAAACUGUAUUUUUUUAUUAUUGAAAUGCUUCUAUGAGCCGACGGUUGAACCAAUAAGAACACGUGUUCACAUUUCAAGCAUCACAAUUUAAUUUUUAGUCAUUUACGGCGUGUGCCAUUUAUACAAAACCUACCAGGGUCUUUCCACACAUUUCACUAACAUCUGUUCGAGCUCAGCGCCAAUAAAACAUGUUCAUAAAUACAUAAAUCAGUGUUGGCCCGAUGCAUGCAGCGGAGUCUUCAGCAGAGAUAAUGUUAUUAACAGAUUUCUGUAUGAAGAUAAAAGAAUAAACCCUUAAAAGAUUUAUAAUUAUUGUAGUGAAGUUGUUUUUUAUUACCAUGUAGAUUUUAAUCUGACAGAAGCUGAAACACACAAAGCUUUUCUCUUACCUGAAAGUAAAGUGCCAUAAAAUCUUAGUGUUGAACAACAGUGUUAUUAAUUAUGAUUACAGAAUAACUAAAUCACCCCUGAAGAUCUCGGUUGGUUUAACUUCUCACCUGCAGUGACAUCACUGAGGGGGUGUGGUUACAGGUGCAGCAGAGUCUUAGUCUUUAGCUUGAUUUGACUCAUCAGACGGGAGCCAUGAUCUAAGGUUCCAGAGCUGGUUUAAAACGAGCGCUGUCCAGAGCUGAGGCAUAAAAUAUCAUCCAGUUUCAUCCAAAACAGUGAAUAAAGUUCCUGUUCAGAUAUUUUAAACCAGCUUCAGAAAACUUAAAAGUGCUUCAGGCUUUUAUCCAGUUGACUCACAAAUCAAGCAACUCUGAUGUGAACGUAUGAGAACCAGGAGUCACGUCCCCUCCUGCAGGAACCGGAUCAAACAGAAGGUUCUACAUUUGAGCCGAUACAGUAAAUAGCAAAGUAAUCGAUUACUGCCAUCCACUGUUGUUGAGUACUGAGAGUUCCUGUUGAGUUUGUACUGCAGAUUGUGUUUCUAAUGUUAAGUGAAAUUCGUCUUAAUUGUAAUAUAAUGUUGUCUUCAUAGUUGAUAGAUAAAGAAACAUACAUUUUGUAUCCUGACUGUAGAUGCUAAUGAAAAUUAAAGAGGAAGUUGUAAUAUU
Acanthopagrus latus (yellowfin seabream) is the source of this 3657-nucleotide messenger RNA. It is a transcript of the gene aldh5a1, whose product is annotated as aldehyde dehydrogenase 5 family, member A1 (succinate-semialdehyde dehydrogenase). The transcript is spliced from 11 exons. Gene Ontology annotation, molecular function: succinate-semialdehyde dehydrogenase (NAD+) activity. The record is from RefSeq and is a predicted model, not a curated record. Lineage: Eukaryota; Metazoa; Chordata; Actinopteri; Spariformes; Sparidae. Gene Ontology annotation, biological process: GABA catabolic process. Bases 349 to 1890 code for a protein of 513 amino acids.